This is a messenger RNA of Trichoderma virens Gv29-8, 510 nucleotides long. Its product is annotated as glycosyltransferase family 69 protein. The transcript has a single exon. The record is from RefSeq and is a predicted model, not a curated record. The annotation marks the transcript as partial. NCBI's taxonomy places the organism in Eukaryota, Fungi, Ascomycota, Sordariomycetes, Hypocreales, Hypocreaceae.
UAUGAUGUAUGGGUUGCCCGCACAAUCAAUGGCGAUUCUCUCUUCGAAAUCCCCCCCGACGGGAAUUGGAAUUCGGCAUGGAAUCUCUUCUGGAACGCUGACGAGACUCGAAAUCGUUUCUCCACACAGCGUCCCUUUCAGGUGUUCUCAUGUUGGAACGGCGCUACAGCAUUCACAGCCCAACCACUUUUAGAGAAGACUGUAGAAUUUAGGGCAGCGAACGAAACUGCGGGUGAAUGUAGACAAGGCGAGCCGCAGUUAUUUUGCAAAGACCUCUGGUUCAAAGGCUACCGCAAAAUUGCCGUCGUCCCGUCCGUAAACCUUGAGUACUCUGUGGCACAAACAAAAAAGAUUAAGGAAGCUAAGGGGUUUACGUCUCACACGGUGUCAAGUCAAGACCCCGCAGGAGAUAAAAUAAAUUGGAGACUUGAUUCACUAAACAUGGUGAAGUGCAUGCCAGUUUGGGAGAACCAGUAUUGGCAGUCGUGGAAUGAGACUUUGAAGCAGUAG